UACUGAAAAGAAGGGAGGGGAAAUUGAAUAACCAACAGUCCACUCCUUUCCCUAUCCCCCACCCCCUCACCGCCACGACCACCAAAGGGGAAAAAACGCACCCUGAAUAUAAUAACUGCUGAUGCUGGGAUAUUAUUCGCGUGGAGCUGCUGAGGCAGAGAGAGAUCUUGGCAUCUGGGCUCCUUUGUGGGAGCGCUGGUUGUGCAUGUAAGGGAAAUGGUGCAAUAUGAGAGCCAUUGACAACUGUUAGGCAGACUGCGUGUCUUUCCCCUUCUCUAUAGUGCUCCAGACUUUGUUUUUUUGAGGGACUUAUUUAUUUUGCGAUGUCAGGGUGUAUGCAUGUGUGUAUGUGUGCGUGUUGAGGGCAGAAGGUAUUACUUUGGUUUCCCCUCCCUCCCCCAGCCUUUGUACCUGCAUUUUCCUUGCAUAUGGGAAGCACGUUUCAGAGGCUGUUUGGUUGCCAGAUGAAGUAAAGCACUGUUGAAAAAUCAGAUUGGGAGGCGACUGACCGAUUUACAUCCGGGAAGCAAAACAGGGCGAGGAUGUCAGCGGUAUGAAGCCGGGGGUUUUCUCCCUAAGGCUCUGGGUGCCUCUGGGCAGAGCAUUCUGUCCAUGGUGCUGAAGCAGCUUCUUAGUUCUUUGCAGCCUUUCUCGGGUUGGACUCCAGCCCCAGUCAGAGCCGAUCUCUCCUCGUUCUCCGGCUGCUACGGAGUUUCAUCUAAUCCAGGGAAAGGAAUCGUCCAAUUAGGUUGCCUGGUUGACAGCGCCGACAACAAAACGAGUCGCCUGAAUGGAAAGGCAAGAGAAAGAAAGCAGAGGAGCUACGGAACAAAGGUUGUCAGGGACUGAAAACCUACAUGAAGUCUGCUUCUGAGCAAAACCUAUAGGAGGGAAGGUGAAAUCCCUUUCUUGCUGAAGGAGAAAGAUUUUUUUUUUUUCAGUCCAAGACUGAAGCGAGAAAUCUAUUCCUGCGCUGCAUUGCCCGACCACAAGCACUGAUUGCAAAAAGGAAAGGCUAUCCACUUAAAGGGGAAAACAGUUCAGAGCCGGCUUGCAAACCUAGGACAAUUGGUCCGUUGGAAUCGGGAGAUUUCUAGGUGCUGACCAGUGAUGCUACAGUUUAACUGAUUAUUGUAAAGUGGCCCAGUUUAACAAUCCCUUUCCCCAUCUAUUUAAAUCACCACACUUACAGAGGUGGAUCGAUAGCAUUGGUACACUGCACAAAGAAAGUCAAGGAACUCCAGUUUAAUCUCGAAAGAACUUUUAUUAUUUUCCUUCUGGGAAGAAAAGGAGAAACGGAAGAAGGUCGACUCUGCGCAAAGGUGGUCUUGAGCUGAGCAACCCCGCUGUUUUAAGUGGGGAAUCCUUUUCUGAGAGACGUGGAGGGCUCUUCUGACACCUUUGGUGGCUUUAGGCUACAGGAGAUGUCAAUCAACCCACUAGAUUUUGGUGGGGUUAGAACUUUUUAGAUCCUCCCAGAAGCCUUGGUGCUUUGAAUGUUGCUUCAAAUCGUGGACUUCUAGGUGGGGAGACUCGGUUGAGCAGGGCACUCAGCUGCAAUCUCUCAGGCUCAGCUGGCUGCUUUGUUUAGGGGCUGAAGAACUAGGUUGUUGUGAAACAUGCCCAUGGUGUUGUUGUGAAGCUGAGGUAUGGCUGCUGGAAGGUUACUGCUCUACACUGGCCUCUCCUUAGCUCUCUGUGCCCUCGGCAUGCUGGCCGUGGCGAUCUGCUCAGACCACUGGUACGAGACAGACGCCAGGAAGCAUCGGGACAGGUGCAAAGCCUUUACUACCCGUCGGGUCGAUCCCGGCUUCAUUUACAAUAACAACAAUAACUUGCCGCUCAGGGCCAGUAGGUCUAGAUUGGACCGCUGGGAAGGGAAACUCCUCCGGGCCAGGAACCGGAGGCAGCUGUUUGCCUUGAGCGCUAUGGACGAGUGCAACCGUCAGUACAACUCUACCAACAUGGGGCUCUGGAGGAAAUGCCACAGGCAGGGAUUUGACCAAGACCUGGAUGACCUCAUUCAAAAAGGAGAAAUUGAACGAUGCAUCUAUAUCAAGUACCAUUAUUCCUCAGCAACCAUCCCCAGGAACCUCACCUACAACAUCACCAAGACCAUUCGCCAGGAUGAAUGGCAUGCCCUGCAUCUACGCAGAAUGACGGCUGGCUUCAUGGGCAUGGCAGUGGCAAUCAUCCUCUUUGGCUGGAUCAUCGGGGUACUGGGCUGCUGCUGGGACCGAGGCCUUAUGCAGUAUGUGGCAGGGCUUCUCUUCCUCAUGGGAGGAACCUUCUGCAUCAUUUCACUGUGCACCUGUGUGGCCGGGAUCAACUUCGAGCUAUCACGCUACCCACGCUACCUGUACGGACUACCUGAUGACAUUAGCCAUGGCUAUGGAUGGUCCAUGUUCUGUGCGUGGGGGGGCCUGGGACUCACGCUUAUCUCGGGCUUCUUCUGCACCUUGGCCCCUUCUGUCCAACCUGUCCCCAGGACCAACUGCCCCAAAACCAGACCCGAAAACGGGACAGUGUGCUAAAAAAAAACAACAACCCCCAUAUAUAUAUAUAAAUAUAUAUAUAUAUAUAUAAUAUACAUAUAUAAAACAGAAACUAAAGCAGAAUGGUGCCAGUGCCAGGAGAGCAUUGAGUUGGCUCAGGCACCCAUACCUUCACAGAACUUUGUGUUGCUUCAUCCUUUCUCGCUAAGAUGGGGAAAACUCUGUUGUCAUAUGGCUCUUCCAUCAAUUCUUAACUUAUGGCUUCAUAAUUUUUUGAAGGUUGAGUGAAGAUGCUCACUUGCAGUUGAGUCAUGAUUGCUGCUCCUAAUGAGGCUGGGCUGGUGAGCUGGGAAGGGACAGUGGCAAAUGUUGGAAGCAGCACAGGAAGUAGGGAAUCCAUGCCAUCAACUGGACCACCAAAAAGAACUCACCACCCACCAAUAGUAAUGCAAAGAAACAAAACCCUUAGUUCACCUGUAGAAUGUAACCAACUCUUGGAGGCCAUUCUCAAAACCAUCUCUUCUCCCAACGCUCCUGAUCUUAUUCCCCACCCGCCCCCACCAGCUGCACACAAGAAUUGGAAGAGAAAACAAACUGAGAUGGAAGUUUUCUCUUUGUUUGCCAAACUUUUGGAUGAACAAAAGAGGGGAGGGGAAGGGGGAAGAGACCAAGAACCCUGAGAGAUGAUACUUGCAUCAAUACCAGGACACUUCUGUGGAUGCUCGGACAACCCAGUCUUAUCUUCCAGCUGCCUUACAUCCAGGUUAAACAGAGGCUGCCCUGCUCCCACCCCCAUCUUCUGGGCAGACAGGGGCCUUUGAGAAAUGCUGUGAUACAUGUGUGUGUAUAACUUUUCCGAUGGUUUUUUUUUCUUUUCAAACUGAAAUAUUGCAGUAUGACUGUUGUCUAUAAAUUGUGCUGAUAUCUUGGCCCAGGCACAAAGGCCUAGAGAGAGAUGAGUUUGUAUGGGUGCCAAUUCUGCAACUGUGGAUUAUUGCAGUGUGUCUGAGUGUAUGUGUAUGUGUGUGUGUGUGUGUGUGUGAGAGAGAGAGAGAGAGAGCAUGAGAGAGCAUGUGUGUAUUACUAAGGUGUUAUCAAUUGAUUUCAGUUUAUUAUUUUUAAAACAGCUCAAAAUUCUAGAUGGCAGAAUUAAGAGAACCAUUAGAUAUGGUUUUGCAUAUUAAUCUAAAGACUAUGUGGGAGUAGUCCUCUUAAUUGUGGAAGUUCAAGACACAGCUGGGCAAAAAGCCAUUACAGAAGGAGAAAAGGGAACAAAAUUUGGGAGGGAGAAAGAAUGGUGCUUUUGGUUGAUAUAUAUGCUAAACAAGACCUUUCUACUCCCCAUCAGUGGUACCUCCUGGUUCAUUGGGUAUCUCCUCCUAUAUCAGUUCACUCUCUGAAAAGAUGCAGAGAAAGAAAAUCUGCUUUCCAUGGGCUUAAUUUUGUAUGAUAUUGCUGUAAAUCAAACUGAAACUUGUUGCUCUUUCCAUCCUUUCCUCUCCUUCCUUUUCUUUCCAAUCUUCAAGGUUGUGAGUCCCAGAGUAGUUGUCUUGGCUGCUGACCCCCAAGUGGAAGAAGGAUAAAUCCAGCACAGUAUCUUGGAAUUGAUUUGAACAAAUUGACACUGAGAUAGCUGGAGGAGCCAGGAAGUGAAUCAGGCAGGCACGAAGCUAUAAAAUUAGCAGUCUGCCAAAGAGAGUAAGAAAGGAGCACAAACCAGAGCCUGCCACGUGUAGUAGAGUACUACGCUGUGCUGUGCUUUUGGACAAGAGGAUGACCCCUGAGAUGGGGUUGCUACAUAGCAAGGAUGAGGUAAAUAGCAAAUCUAUGUAAAUGUAAUGUUUUGCUAAAUCCUGUGGAUCACUUGCCAGCCACUAAGUCUCUCCUCUAUCCAUUUAUCAUCCCUUAUUCACCUACCUACUCUGCUGUGGGCUUUCUGACCCAAUCCACCCUCACCCUCUCCCCUAGUCAUAUAUACUCACUCCUCUCUCAAAACAUGCUAAUUUUUUUGGGAGCUUUUGUGUGUAUGAGGUUAACUGCGUGGUAUCCUGGAGUGCAAUGUUCUGUGGGAGUGUAUACCUGAAUGUGUGCAUCUAUGUAUAUGGAGUGUGUAUGUAUGUAUCCAGGUGCAGGUGUGAGUGUUUCUAUGUCAGGGCUUCUCAAAAUUAUGAUCAGAGGUACAGCUGGAAGAGACCCCAGAAAUCAUCUACUCCAACCUCUUCAUUUUACAGAUGGGGAAACUGAGGCCCUGAGAGGUUAAGUGACUGGGGAUAGAUGUCAGCAUGUAUAAAGGGGGUUUUUGUAGUUAUAUGAAUAUGGGGGGGGGAUGGGGAGAGGUGUCUGUGUAUAACCAUGACUGUUAUUAGCCUAUAACCGGAAUAAGAAUUAUUUUUUAAAUGGUGGAUUUAUUCUACAGGAAAGAGAAACAACUAUCAGGAAAACCUGCAGUUUUUAGAACUCUAGGGAAAUGCUCUUAUCUUUUUUUUUUUUAAUUUUGAAAUGAUUUCCUCCUAAGGGGAAAGGCAUAAAUGCCUCUGUGGGCAUGAGGAGGAGUGAAGAGAAGUAUCUCAGAUUGAGAGCCAUUUUGCCUUCAUUCCCCUCUUGGGGAAGAAAUGUUGGUCUGAGUAGGUGGGCAAAUGGCCAUAUCCACGAGUAUGCUUGGAAGCCUUCCUUUGGGGAAGGAGGUUUGCCUGUGCCUAAAGAAUUUCUGAAGCCAAACUCCAGCUACUUGAGUAAGUGGAAAUUUUACAGAUGGUGGCAGCUUGGCACAGGUAAUUCGUUGAGUUUUUUUAAGUUACCAAAUCUUUGGGUUCUGGCCUCUAGAAGCACCAUUGUUUUUUUUUUCUUCCUAUUUAUUCUAGGAAUUAUUAUUCCAUUAUUAACAGAUUUCCUACCUUAUUUAAAAAAGCUUUCUGGAGGCUGGUGAAAAACUGGAAUGAUUUUUUAAAAACUUUCCUUAGCCCUAAAUUUUAGACUUUUCAAGACUUGAAUGCUUCUCAAAUGUAUUAUGGGCUCCUGGGGAUCAGGGAACCAGACUCUUCUGGCUGAUUCUCUCCACCUGUGCUGUUGUAUUCUAGACAAGGCUACCUCUGACCUCCAGUCAGCAAGAUACAUGUGUUGGCUUGUUGUUUCAAAUAUGGGGAUGGAUUUGCCCUGAUUCAUCCCGUGUCUUUCUUACCUGAAUCUGCUCUUGUCAGUACGCCUUCAGCUGGCCAGGAUUAGAAGAGAAGUCUUUUGUCAUGGAACAGAGCAAAUGGAGAAUUAAACGACCAGGCUCCAACCAGCUCAACCAAACACUGCAGUUCUUCAUAGGGAAAUGUCCACAAUUAAGCUAGUCCCUCAUACUUCUGGGAUUUGUAGGGACAACCUCAAAACCAGUCAGAUUAGGGUAUAUUAUUUAGACAUCUUUCAGAUUCCCAAACUAAGACCUUGCCUUCCUAAAGAGAUUCAGGGUCAGUUCCUACCAAAGUCCUCCAACUAAAGUAAAACCUCCAUAUCUUUUGCAGUUGUGUGGCUUUGAGUGAAUGUGAAGUACAUCUGUGUUUGUAUACUAGGAGAUACUGGUGUAGAAGGGCCACUUUCACUCUGAUUUUUCUGACCACAUUCCCAUCUAAGGGGAUGAAAGCAGCUAUUUUGACUAUUUUGACCUCAUUUCUUCCUUACCUUUCCUCCUUUCUCAUUUUGGUAGGAAAAGUUUCUCUCCUCAGUUUGCUUCCCUCAAUCUAUCCCUAAUUCUAGCUUUGCAUGGUAUUUCCCAGUAGGAUCAGUCAUUAAUCACUUAUUGAUUCUUCCUUAGGAAGGCCAAAGAAGCCAGUUUAUCCCCUUAGAAACAAUGAGGCAAUUCCAUUUUUUGCCCUCGCCCAACACCAGUCUUUCUGACUUUUUGAAGAGAAAUGUUCCAGAAAUAAAAUCUGCCUCUCUCCUGGCCAACACUAUCAACUCCCCAAUUCACCUGACAAGUGUUACUAUUUUAGUUCAUUGAACAUCAACAUAGAAAGAUCCUAAGACAAGAUAAUUACCACAGGGGUCUUCAUGGGCAUUACCCCUGUUUGGGGUACCCAUCCCCAGAUGGAAACUCCAUAUGACUAACACCCCAGUUAAUCACAUUUUGUAUGUUCCCAAAACUAUUUGUGGGGUCCCCAUUAAUUACUGAAGUCCUACAGAUGGUCCUGAUGGGGGAUUAUUGAACAUUAAGACUAAUCUUUAUCAGGUCUUUUAUCUGCAAUGAAUUGCACUCUGUCAUUUGAGCAUACUCAUCCCUAGAUUGUAGGAGGAGAUGCUGUCCAAAAACUGACUUGACUUUGCAAGUCACCUAUUUGGGGAAGAGACUGUUCUCAUAUAUAAGCUAAUGCCCAUAUUUUAGGAAAGACAUAAAUUCUGGUACAGAGACCUGAAACUUAAAACCCAGUACAUAGCAGUCCUAAUAUGGUGUUUAAACUUUGGGUUCAUGUGAUACCCUUAAAUUGAAUUCUGAAUGAUAGAAUCAAAGGCUACUGUCAGGAAUAGUUAGAUUUACAUUUUCUUCUUACAAAUGAAUUGUCCAGUAAUUAGAUUUUCAGGUCUUUUCAGAGAAAAGAGGUCAUCUUAUUGUGCAAUUCUGAUAUACUUCUUGGUUUGUUUCGGAAAUUAGGAUAAAGUUAUAUUGCUGUAAAAAUGCCCAGUCGUUCAUGGGACAAGUAUUUCUAUGGUUCUAUAGAAGGUUUUCCCAUAAAAGGAUGGUAAUGAAACUGAGAAGAGAUUGUGGUACAGUAUGGAAUAAUUGAUCCAUACCUUCCAUGCUCUCCCCAAAUGGAAUGACUCUUUCUUAUCUAGCUAAUAUGGGAGAUGUGACUAUAAAACAUGACAAAUAAUUUUUUAAUUAAUUGGCCAGAAAUUUAAAAAUUUAAAUGAUUGCUAUCCUAUUCAAAAUGAUAACCCUAGAAGGCUAUGUGAACUAGCCUCAGUGAUAGUGCCAUUGUUUAUAGCAUUCUAGAAUGCCUUCUUUGGAAUGGUUUUUAGUAGUCUAUGACAUAUUCUUUUUUUUUUUUUUUUUUUUUUAUUUAUUUAAUAGCCUUUA
Sarcophilus harrisii (Tasmanian devil) is the source of this 7551-nucleotide messenger RNA. It is a transcript of the gene TMEM178B, whose product is annotated as transmembrane protein 178B. The transcript has 4 exons. NCBI's taxonomy places the organism in Eukaryota, Metazoa, Chordata, Mammalia, Dasyuromorphia, Dasyuridae. Bases 1650 to 2534 code for a protein of 294 amino acids. Gene Ontology annotation, cellular component: membrane. The record is from RefSeq and is a predicted model, not a curated record.